Molecule: messenger RNA, 1050 nt
Organism: Sitodiplosis mosellana (orange wheat blossom midge)
Lineage: Eukaryota; Metazoa; Arthropoda; Insecta; Diptera; Cecidomyiidae
Product: gastrula zinc finger protein XlCGF8.2DB-like
Exons: 1
Coding region: 1-1050 (349 amino acids)
Biological process (GO): regulation of transcription by RNA polymerase II
Molecular function (GO): DNA-binding transcription factor activity; RNA polymerase II cis-regulatory region sequence-specific DNA binding
Source: RefSeq, a predicted model, not a curated record
AUGGAUGGUCACGAUACAGAGCCGCCUGAUGGGCACAAGCCAAAUAACAACGCAUUCCAUGAUGAUCUGAUUUUCUGUGAAAUGGAAAUAAAACAGGAGCCGACGGUCAAACAAGAGCCAGAAAAUGACGACGGCAUUGUGACGGUGUCGAGACGACCACGCACGGUCAACAGUGUGGUGCUUGAUAUUGAGAUUGGCGAGGAGCAAAUGAAUGGAAAAGAUGUGUGCUUUGAUUUGGCUGAAGUAAAGGUUAAGAUUCAACAGGAAAGUCCGAUGAAGCGUCUAUCGAAUGGUGGUGCUGGAAAAGUUGGCAAGAAGAACAAAGAAAACUGUGCUCGUGACAUGAAGAAGCCACCUGAAUGCAAAGCAACUGGAAAACGAUACAAGUGUUCAUUGUGCGAGUAUGUCACGUUCAAAACAACUAAUUUGAAUCGACAUAUGCUUAAGCACACUGGCGAACGACCAUUCCCAUGCACAAUUUGUUCAAAACGAUUCACACAAAAACCACAUUUGCAAUCACAUAUGAAAGCACACGUCAAUGAAUUUCUGUUCAGUUGUUCAACUUGUUUUCAAGGAUUUCAUCGAAGCGAGGAGAAGGUGGAACAUGAAUCUGGUUGUAAGGUGCGUCGCUACGAGUGUCAUCUGUGCAAGGAAUAUUCUACUGUGUACAAGACGAAUUUGGAAAAUCAUAUGCGUGUGCAUACUGGCGAAAGACCAUUCGAAUGUGACCAUUGCUUGAAGAAAUUUACUCAAGCAAAUCAUUUGAAAGUCCACCUCAAAUCUCACACCAAUCCUCGUCCGUUGAAAUACAAGUGUUCAACUUGCUUCAAGAUCUUUGCGCAACAAAUGGAAAAAGAAAAUCACGAAGCCAAUUGCAAGCGACGCGGAUACAAAUGCGUUCUGUGCAAGACAUAUACAACUGAUCAUAAAGGACAUUUGAUGAAACACAUGCGAAUCCACACUGGCGAAAAACCUUUCCGAUGUAACAAAUGUUCGAAACGAUUUGUGCAAAAAGGACAUCUCUACACCCAUAAGAAGAUUCACAAGUGA